AUGGGGCCUUCUCAGCCUGUCCGUGCCCCUCGGCCCCGGGGCCUAAGCUCCCCCUACCGCAGGCCAAGGCUAGGCUGGCCUCGGCCUCGAUUUCCAAAGAUGUUCAAGCGUAGCCGCAGAACAUACCGGCAGAAACCCCAAGGCCCAGCUGCCACCCCUGCAGCCACCAAUCCUGUCACUGUGGCCACAGAAAACAACAACACUCCUACCGCCACCACCAGUGUGUGGAUCCUUCCGCCACAAGUUCUCAGACACCUCUGUCAACCUGGCAGCUUUCUGAUCUUCUAG
Neogale vison (American mink) is the source of this 288-nucleotide messenger RNA. RefSeq names its product PIK3R3 upstream open reading frame (gene P3R3URF). The transcript has 2 exons. Lineage: Eukaryota; Metazoa; Chordata; Mammalia; Carnivora; Mustelidae. The record is from RefSeq and is a predicted model, not a curated record. Bases 1 to 288 code for a protein of 95 amino acids.